This is a messenger RNA of Felis catus (domestic cat), 2088 nucleotides long. RefSeq names its product synaptotagmin like 1 (gene SYTL1). Gene Ontology annotation, molecular function: small GTPase binding; neurexin family protein binding. Gene Ontology annotation, cellular component: exocytic vesicle; plasma membrane. The transcript is spliced from 15 exons. Bases 196 to 2001 code for a protein of 601 amino acids. Gene Ontology annotation, biological process: intracellular protein transport; exocytosis. Lineage: Eukaryota; Metazoa; Chordata; Mammalia; Carnivora; Felidae. The record is from RefSeq and is a predicted model, not a curated record.
UUCCUCCUCCUCCUCCUGGGGCAGCUGCUCUGGGCUGCUGAUUGAGUCAGCCUUAGUCCCUCACUGCACGUCUCCUGAAGUUCAGCCCUGAAACUCGGCUGCCAGGGGAGCCGAAGUCAUCCUACGAAGGUGUCUGAGCCAUACUGGACCCCUCCAGGGAGCCACGUGUGCCCAGCUGGGGCACUGCCCCAGCUGAUGCCCCACAGGGGUCCCCCGUCUCAAGAGGGACUCUGGACCCUGCCCUGCCUCCUCAUGGCGCAUGAGCCAGAGCCUGAGACUGAUGGACUGUUAGACCUCAGCUUCCUGACAGAAGAGGAGCAGGAGGCCAUUGCCGACGUCCUGAAGCGAGAUGCCCGCCUUCGCCAGUUGGAGGAGGGCCGGGUCAGCAAGCUCCGGGCCUCGCUGGCAGACCCCGGGCAGCUGAAGAUCCUGACGGGAGACUGGUUCCAGGAAGCGCGCUCACAAAGGCACCACCAUGCCCACCUUGGCUCUGACCUUGUCCGAGCCUCUAUCCGCAGAAAGAAGAGCUCCAGGGGCACGGGAGACCAGGCUCCAGGCAGCGAUAGGGAGGCUGAGGCUGCUGAAGAAGAAACUGAGGAGGAGCUGGAGCCCAGGCUCCCCACGGACGGGGCCCCCCAAGAGAUGCUCAGCAAGGCUGAGGAACCUGAUUCUCCCUCACCAUAUGUCCCCCUAAAGACUUCAGAGCAUGAGGAAGAGCCCCAGGCCCAGGAAGCACUGGGGCCUGAAUCUGCAGGUCACCAAGGUCGCAAAUCAGUCCCUCCAAAUUGGCUCAGGGGCGGGCAGGAGAGGGCCACGCUCAGCAGCUUGUGCCCCAUCCCAGCCCCGGGCCCAGGGGCCCCACAGGUCUACGCGGUGGAGGCGGACCCGGAGCCCAAGCCGCGGUCGCGGGGAGAGGAGCCACCGCCUACUACAGCCCAGACCCAGGCGGCGCCAGAGAUCCUGGAGAACGGAGAGGAGGCCCCGGGGCCCGGCCCCUCACUCGACCGCAUGCUCAGCAGCAGCUCCUCCGUGUCCAGCCUCAACUCCUCCACGCUGAGCGGCAGCCAGUUGAGCCUGUCCGGGGAGGCGGAGGCGGGCGCCGUGCAAGUGUGCGGCUCCGUGCACUUCGCGCUGCGCUACGAGCCGGGCACCGCGGAGCUGCGCGUGCACGUGAUCCAGUGCCAGGGCCUGGCGGCCGCGCGACGCCGCCGCUCGGACCCCUAUGUCAAAAGCUACCUCCUCCCGGAUAAGCAGAGCAAACGCAAGACGGCGGUGAAGAAAAGAAAUCUGAACCCGGUCUUCAAUGAGACUCUGCGGUACUCCGUCCCGCAGGCCGAGCUCCGGGGCCGCGUGCUGAGCCUAUCCGUGUGGCACCGCGAAAGCCUUGGUCGCAACAUCUUUCUGGGCGAAGUCGAAGUGCCUCUGGACACGUGGGACUGGGGCUCUGCAUCCACCUGGCUCCCCCUGCAGCCCCGGGUCCCGCCCUCUCCCGACGACCUUCCCAGCCGCGGGCUGCUCUCUCUGUCGGUCAAGUACGUCCCCGCCGGCUCCGAGGGCGCGGGACUGCCCCCCAGCGGGGAGCUGCACUUCUGGGUGAAGGAAGCUCAGGGCCUCGUGCCGCAGCGCUCAGGAACCCUGGAUUCCUACGUACAAUGUUCAGUGCUGCCUGAUGACAGCCGGGCCAGCCGCCAAAGGACAAGGGUGGUGCGACGCAGCCUCAGCCCUGUGUUCAACCAUACCAUGGUUUAUGAUGGCUUCGGGCCUGCUGACCUGCGCCAGGCCUGUGCUGAGCUCUCCCUCUGGGACCAUGGGGCCCUGGCCAGCCGCCAGCUGGGGGGUACACGCCUCAGCCUGGGCACAGGCAGCAGCUAUGGGCUGCAGGUGCCCUGGAUGGAUUCCACACCAGAGGAGAAGCAGUUGUGGCAGACACUCCUGGAGCGACCAUGCGAGUGGGUGGAUGGCCUUCUGCCACUCAGAACCAACCUGGUCCCCAGGACAUAGUUCUCCUAUAAGCCACCCAACUCCUCUCGGGACCCCCAUCUCAGGGCCUGCCCUUGGCUAAAACCAAUAAAGUUUAUUCUAAGGGCA